Soboliphyme baturini is the source of this 204-nucleotide messenger RNA. The record is from the annotation of a GenBank genome assembly. Lineage: Eukaryota; Metazoa; Nematoda; Enoplea; Dioctophymatida; Soboliphymatidae.
AUGAUGGCAUUACCGUUUUCUAUCGCUUCUCUCCCCGUCGACGUCGUCGUCGUCGUCGUCGUCGUCGUCGUCGAAUCGCGCGUCGCGGCAGAUGUUCCGUUGUCUUCGGCUAGCAGAGACUGCAGUCAAAAAUAUAUCCCUGGCUGGAUACACCAGCUAAAUGAGCAGUGGUUCGGCGGCGGACAUCAAGGGAAACAUGCCUAG